Molecule: messenger RNA, 813 nt
Organism: Neopsephotus bourkii (Bourke's parrot)
Lineage: Eukaryota; Metazoa; Chordata; Aves; Psittaciformes; Psittacidae
Gene: SLC25A5
Product: solute carrier family 25 member 5
Exons: 4
Biological process (GO): mitochondrial ADP transmembrane transport; mitochondrial ATP transmembrane transport
Cellular component (GO): mitochondrial inner membrane
Molecular function (GO): ATP:ADP antiporter activity
Source: RefSeq, a predicted model, not a curated record
AUGUGGUUGCCGGGGUCAGGGGGCCGCGGGGCAGUGGUGCUGACGGCUGUGUCUCACCCUCCACAGGUGCAGCAAGCCAGCAAGCAGUUCUCAGCCAGUAAGCACUAAAAGGGCACCAUCAACUGCAUGGUGUGCAUCCCCCGUCAGCAGAGCAUCCUCUCCUUCUGGCAUGGCAACCUGGCUAAUGUGAUCCGGAACUUCCCCAGCCAGGCCCUCAACUUCGCCUUCAAGGAUAAGUAUAAGCAGAUCUUCCUGGGUGAUGUGGACAAGCAAACCCAGUUCUGGCAGUACUUUGCUGGUAACCUGGCGUCCAGGGGUGCUGCUGGUGCUACCUCCCUGUGCAUCACCUACUCACUUGAUGUUUCCUGAACCCACCUGGGAGCAGAUGUGGGCAAAGCCAAGGCUGACCAGGAGUUCAGUGGGCUCACUGACCGCCUGCUCAAUGUCUUCCAGUCAGACGGCCUCAAGGGCCUGUACCAGGGCUUCAGUGUGUCUCUCCAGGGUAUCAUCAUCUACAGAGCUGCCUACUUUGGCAUCUAUAACACUGUGAAGGGCAUGCUCCCAGACCCAAGGAACACCCCCAUCAUUGUCAACUGGAUGAUCACUCAGACCGUCACUGCUGUCGCUGGUUUUGCAUCAUGCCCUUUUGAUGCUGUCCGUUCUGACAUAAUGUACACGGGCACCCUUGACUGCUGGCGGAAGAUUGCCCAGGACAAGGGCUCCAAGGUGUUUUCAAAGGUGCAUGGUCAGAUGUACUUCGAGAAAUGGGUGGUGCUUGUGUCUUGGUCCUCUGUGGUGAAAUCAAGAACAUGA